This is a messenger RNA of Durotheca rogersii, 2536 nucleotides long. RefSeq lists its product as uncharacterized. Gene Ontology annotation, molecular function: protein binding; tRNA (guanine(46)-N7)-methyltransferase activity. Gene Ontology annotation, cellular component: cytosol; nucleus; tRNA methyltransferase complex. The transcript is spliced from 3 exons. The coding region runs from base 249 to 2030 and encodes 593 amino acids. The record is from RefSeq and is a predicted model, not a curated record. NCBI's taxonomy places the organism in Eukaryota, Fungi, Ascomycota, Sordariomycetes, Xylariales, Xylariaceae. Gene Ontology annotation, biological process: RNA (guanine-N7)-methylation.
GUAAACGUGGUCUAGAACAGCUUUGAUGGAUUUUGUACCUAGCGAGCAGAAGCUCUCUCUCUGCCACUCACUCACACUACCUCCUCUAACCAGGCUUUUUGUCUAGUUAUUUUAUUUUAUUUUAUUUUAGUUAUUCACAAUAGAGACUCCCUAGUAUUUAUCAUCUAAUUAGCCGGACCUGUUCUUCGAAGCAGGCAUUUGCCGUCUCACAAGUCCUCUCGCUCUCUCUCUCCGCUUCGCGACACGCCAUGAAGCUCCCCUAUCAGUGUCUAAGCCGGCUCGGGCCGGGCUCCAUCUUCUGCGCCGCCCGGGGGGCCAGCAUCUGCACCUUCGACCUCGGUGCAGAGCCUCCGUUCGUCGCAUCGUGGACACAUCCCCUGGCGAGGGCUCCCCCGAAGGCUGCGGCUGCUCGCGAAGAGCAAGAGCCCGCCGAGCAGGGUGGCGACCAGCCCCCGCCCAAGAAGCGGAGGCUCGACCCGAGCGAGGACAGGAACCCCCCCGAUGCCGAGGGGGCGGAUGGCAAAGCCGCGGCCGAAGCGGCACCGCCUGCACCGGACGGCGGCGCGCAGGAGGUGAAGCCGAAGCCGAAGCCGAAGCCAAAGCACAACCCCCGAGGCCAGGGGUCGGAACUGCCGUUCGUCACCAUCCUGGCAGCCACCGAAGACGGGAGCCAUGUCGUCGCGGUCACCGGCCAGGACAAAACGCUGUGGACGUUCGAGCACGACGGCGGGGGCGUGCUCAAGGAGCUCAGUCAAAGAGCCAUGCCCAAGCGCCCCAGCUCCGUCGCCAUCACCAGCACCGCGAGCGGGCUUACCAUCCUGUGCGCGGACAAGUUCGGCGACGUCUACGCCCUCCCGCUCGUCCCCUCCGCCUCCCCCGCUCCCCCCCCUAGCGCGGACCCGGCCACCCCCACCCCUAUCUCCGCCGGCGCGCCCCCCGCCGGGCCCGCGAAGCCCGCCGCGAACCGGUUUACGGUGCACUCGAAGCGCAACCUGCGCGCGCUGGAGGAGCAGCAGCGGCUGCUCGCGAACCGGCCGCGCGAGCCGGCCGCCGCGGCGUCGCGGGACGGCCCCGCCUUCGCGCACGAGCUGGUGCUCGGGCACGUGUCGAUGCUCACGGCGCUGGUAGUCGCCUCGUUCCCGCCUCCUACGCCCUCCUCUUCUUCUUCUUCCGCCCCCGCCAGCCCCUCCUCCGCCCCCGCCCCGUCCGGCGCCGGCGCCACCCGGCCCUACAUCAUCACGGGCGACCGCGACGAGCACAUCCGGGUGUCGCGCGGGCUGCCGCAGGCGCACGUCGUCGAGGGCUACUGCCUGGGCCACGCCGCCUUCGUCGCCGCGCUGUGCGCCCCGCCGUCGCGCCCCGGCCGCCUCGUCUCCGCCGGCGGCGACGACCACCUCCUCCUCUGGGACUGGCCCGCCCGCCGCCUGCUCCGCCGCGUCGACCUGCUCGCCCGCGCCCGCGCCCUCGUCCCCGACGCCCCCCGCGUCGCCGCCUCGCGCCUCUACUCGUACGUCGACGGCGGCGGCAGCGAUCCCUCCUCCCCGUGCUACGUCCUGGCCAUCUGCGAGCUCGUCCCCGCGCUCUUCAUCUUCGAGCUGCCGCCCGACGGCUCCACUCUCGCACAUGUCCAGACCCUGGCCCUGCCCGGCGUGCCGCUCGACGCCGUCGUCGUCCCGCAGCCUCCGCCCGCCACGGAGGCCCCGCCCCUCUCCGUGCUCGUCGUCGCUGUCGACCCGCGGGCGGACCAGGAGGAAGCGGGGGCGGGGGCGGGGAUGCAGGCGGAGCUCGAUUCCCCGUCGCACCUGCUCCUGUACGAGCGCGAGGGCCCGCACGCGGCGACCUGGGUCCGCCGCGGGGCCGUCGCCGCCGCGGGAGGCGGCAGAGAUCAUCUGGACAUCUCCCGUGCCGAGCUCGACGCGAUCUUAUACCCGGUCGGGAACCUGCGCAAGACCGAGUUCGAGCUCGAGGACGACGCCGAGGGCCCCCCUGCCCCCGGCCUGGGCGAGGAGGGGGCCGAAAUGCCUGCCUAGGUUAGGUCCAGGCCUCCUCCGUCCCGGUCGAGUCAAUACGAAAGUUAGGCGCUUCUGAAACCCUCCCCGUGUGAUCGCGUAUUGUGUACGCUGGCUGUUACUGCCAUUCUAUCGUGCAUGACAGACUCCGCCGGUCGCGAAGAGGAGGAAUUGCCCCUCGUCUAGGGGAGCGGAGGAAGUCACCGACGCGCAAGGUGCUCAGAGCCUACUUUGUCUAGGAGUGCGCUGCUAUCCUGGAAAGGCAAGCACCAAUUCACACACAAAUCAACGUGGCUGCAGCGGUAACGGCAAUGUCGGAGACGACGAUAAUGCAAAUAAGUAUCGGAUUAAAGCACAUCUGUCCGUUAUUCCUCUAUGAUCCGUCUUAACGCCAGCUCGUAAAAAAGCGUCACGAGGGGAUGACGCCCGGUGUGGUCAAUGGUGGAUGGGUAGAUAGAGAAAUAGCCGCAAACAGAGUCACCUACCCUCUCCACUAAGCGAGACGCGGGCUGUCCCUUCGUCGAGCG